AUGGACCAGGAGAAGAUUUUUGGCAGGAGUCCAGUGCGAAAUAGAAGCGAGCGGCAAAACGAGCCGCCAAUUCCCAACAAACCCACCCAUUUGCUGAGCACCGCAAUGGUGAAAACAAAAGAGCGAGAAAGCAUGGUUCCUCAAGAUACACAGAUCAGGGUCAAGCAGCUUGAGCGGGACCUGCAGGCCAUCACGCGAGAGAGAGAUGAAGCACUUAAUGGUAUUCAUAAAGUUUUUGACGACAUCAUUGUGAUCGAAGAUAAACUGCAUGAAGAGCAGCGGCUUUCUGCUGGGAAAGAUGAAGAAAUCAUCAAAUUGAACGAAGAGAAUAUGCGACUGCUGGGAGAGAUCAAGACAAAAGACGACAAAUUGGUGAAUCUACGUCGAUUGAACGAGGGUCAGGAGAAAGCCCUCAGCAGGCAAAUCUCGGAGACCCGAACUCUACAACAUCGGUUCGAAAGCAUGUCCAGAAAUGGAGCAUCUACGGCAGCAACACAGCAAAGCCAGAAAGAUUGGGAGGCGAAGCUCAAGACCAAAGAGAGCCAGCUACAGGAGAUGGCCACCCAGCUUGAGAUGCUACGAAAACAGUGUACUAGCGAUCAACAGCGACGGGAGGCCGCCGAGGCGCAAUUGAAUAGCCUGCAGACUACUUCCCUCGUUCAGGACUCACAGGCUAAGGAUGUGGCAGAGCUCCGGAGGCUAUUGACGUGGCACCAGACUAUUGGGGAGCAGGCGUCGAGGAACACGAAACAGACUAGCGAGGAGAACAGGAAGCUUCGAGGGCUGAUUGCGGACCAGGAUAAGAGGAUUCAGGGACAGGAGGCCCUACUGGCCACGAUGAGGAGACAGGGGCAGGUAGUGACCAUUCCAGGUAGCUUCACUUGA
Messenger RNA from Clonostachys solani, 885 nucleotides. Lineage: Eukaryota; Fungi; Ascomycota; Sordariomycetes; Hypocreales; Bionectriaceae. The record is from the annotation of a GenBank genome assembly.